AUGAAGCCACAGCAUCAAUAAUAAUCAGCAGAGUUAAGGUCCUCAUCGUUUAAGCCAAGACUUCGAUAGCUUGAUUGGGGUGGUGAGAAAUAACAAAACGAGAACAUAGAUCCAUUAAGUGACGAAGGCAACUAGGAUUCAAUAGCAAUGAGCAACUAUUCACUCUCAACUAAAUAUCAAAAAAAGGACAUUACAAAGGAAUUUUUAAAACUUCAUUAAAAGAUGAUAUCAAAUAAGAGCAAGAGACUUUAAACUUAAAACAUAGCUGUGCCUCAGAAUAGAGAUGCUCUAUUGCUUAAAUAUGGAAAUUUGCCUAACAAGGUCAAUAACAACACUAGGAGAUAGGGAGCUACAGAGGAGGUCGCUUCAUAUAAAAAAGAUGCAAUGAAGCUAAUCAUAAAUAGAAUCUACAGAUACAUUGGAAACAUAUUUGAUGAUAUAUAAAAGAAAGUGAUGAGAGAUGACAUAAUGAGACAGCGAAAAGAACUCUUCGAUCUAAUGAAGCCAAGCUUAUCUCUAGCUUAAAAUUAGAAUAAGGAGUCAAUAGCGAAUAAUUAUUCAAUCUUGGAAAAUUCAAAUGCAAAUCAAUAAUAGUCUAAGCUAGAGGAUAAAGUCUCAGUGUUUCGAGCGAUGUUUGAAAUGAAGAGGCAAAGAAUUAAAGAUAGUCUCAUGGAGUUCGACUAGUAUGUGGCUGAAGAUUCUGUCCAAGUAAUUUAGAUUGAACAGGAUAAUUAGUUCUAAGUUCGAGAUAAUGAGAAUUAAGAGGUGUUACAUUCACUCUAUGAGACUCCUGGUAAAGAAGAGACUUUUCAUGUAGAUAAUAUCACCAAUGAGCAAAGAAAUUUUGAUGAUAGCUUGGAAGAAAAUAGGUUUAAGAUGAUCUAAUUUUAAGAUGUGGAGGGAAAUUUUGAAUCGAAUAAGAAAUUAAAACCUCAAAACAAUAGAUAUAAUAGUGACGAAGAGGAGAUAGAGGAGGAAAAAAUCAAUGAAAGUUAGAGAAUUUUUAAUGAGCAAGAAAGUUAAAACAGCGUCAAGGAGUUCUACCCAACUUAAAGCUUCAGCCAAGCAAAUUAUAAUUUCCCUGUGAUUGAGGAACAGUAUCAAGAAAGUUCUCCCUCCUAAUAAAAUAAUUUGACUCUUUAGGAGGAAGACUAUUAGCUAUACAAACCUAAAAUUGAGGAGGCACCCAUAAUCUUACCAGCAAUUAAGAAGAAUGUUGGAUCCUAUCUCAAUAAAAAUGGAAAUGAACAAGCAAACCAAAAGAUGAUUAUAGGGUAUAAAUUCAAUAAGCAACCAGAUAUAGUUGAAAUGUCAUUUAGUGAAAAUCCCUUCUUCAGGAAGCAUAGUCUUGAUACUGAUGAAGCAAAUAGCUCUAAUGCUAGUAACCAUCAGAAUUUAAGUGGAUCACUAUAAGGAGGCUAACACUCGCCAGAUUUCAAAAGAAAUUUUAUUAAUGUCUAAUCAUAAUCAUCUUUACUCAACAAAACUCCAACUCUAAGCGUUAAGAGUUUCAUAUCGCCACCAACACUUUCAAGAAGGUUAGAUAGUAAUAAUCAGAGUGACAAAAAUAGCAGACCCAAAUUCUAGGAUAAGUUAAAGUAGCUACUGAUGGAACAAUUUGAAGGAUAAAAAUUAGAUAGUAUUGAGGAGGAGGCCAAGUAAAUAAAUCAUAUUGUUUAAGCGGAUUAGAUUAUAGAGGCACAUAACAACAGUAGCAUUAUUAUGAAACUUGAUUCUUAGUUUAAUGACUCCAUCAAGUUUGAGGCUCCAAAAUAAAGUAAAUUAGAUGAACUGAAAUAGAGAUUGGGUUUUAGUAAUAAUUAAACAAAGUCAAAUUUGCUUUAGAUUAAUAUCAUUGAAAACAUUCAACAAGAUGAAAUCCCGAGUUUCUGUGCUAGCAAAAAUGAAGACUCUUAUCAAUAGGAAUCUUCUUAAUAACAUUUUAGUAAUAGCCCAAUUAAUAACAUUUAAAGUUAAAAGGAUGGAAGUAUUAAUUUUACUGAGCAAUGUGAAGAGAUAAUUGAAGUUUAGCUCAUCUAGUAAACUGAUAGUUAGUUCAAAGUUAAUUCUUAGAGGAGGUUAAAUCAGCUCAAAGAACUUGAAGAUUUGAAAAAUCUUGUAGAUCCUAAAGAUGAUCUUAAGCAAAGGAUAUAUAGGUAAAAUGCUGAGUAGUUAAUAUUCAUGGUAUCUCAAGUCAAAGUAAAAAAUCUUAAGAGUGGAUUUGUAAGCUUGAUUAAGAGGCAAAUAGAAUUUUCAAAAUUGAUGCAUCUCAAAAAGCUGAAACAGAAGUGCCUACUUAGGUAAUAUUUGAGAGAUUUCAAAAAAAAUUUACAGUUCUCAAAAUCAAUGACUAUAAUGCUUAGCUCAUUAAAAAAGAAAGAUAUCACAAUGAAAGAUUAUGUAUUACAAUACUUUAAAAUCUGGCAACAUAUCGCUAAAAUUAUCAAGGAAUAGUCAUAUAACAAGAAGAUGGAUCAACUUAACAAUCAAUUUGGGAAACUUUCACUUUUAAUACGAUAGAAGGUAAAGCUAUCUAUGAAGGAAAGUUUUGAUAACAUAAAGCUGGAAUAUAUUUUGAAGAGGAGGAAAUACAAAGAAGAGCAAAGAGAGUUAUCAAUACAAAUAAUUCAAAAUAUUUUCAAGAAAAAACUGAGUAAAUUUAUGAACAAGAAAUUCUAAAAAUUCAGAAAGAUCACUUUCAGAAUCGCUUUCGAUUAGAAAAUGCAUAAAAUGGCAAGAGUGUUAAAUGAUAGAAUCCAAUUUAAUAUGAAAGAUACUAUUAAAGAAAUUAUAAACUUUUGCAUAAGGAAAAAUCAUUAUAGAGAGCAAGUAGAAUUAUUGAAUAACGAAUACUUACUUCAAAGAAACAAGAUCAUUACUUCAUCUAUAAAUAGAGUCUUUAAAAUUUCUAAAUCUCAUCUCCAGAAAUAAGGUUUAGCAGGGCUGAGAUAGCAUUACAACAAAGUCUAAGUUCUAAGCACUAAAUUAAACUCAAUGAUAAAAGUUUUUAACAAGUAUGAGAAGGCCAUUUAAAGAGCAGAGAUCCUUUUGAUGUUCAAACAGUGGAUUAAAUUUACUUAGAAUAAGAACAAAGAAGUUUAAUUAAAGGUUUUGUCCUGUAAAAAAAUUAAAGCAAUAAUUAAAAAAUUCAAUCAAAAAACUGCUCAACAAAAAUUUGAUAUUUGGCAAAGUGAGACACAAUACUUAAUAUAACUUGAGCAAACUAAAUACAAUAAUGAAAGAACUCUGGUAAGGAAUUAGUAAGUCGAGUAGCUAUUCAUUGACUUAAUAUGGUCUAAGCUUUAAGAUGGAUUUAAUUAAAUUAAGCUAAGAUCUAUAACACAUUAGAAAUUAAGUAAAGUGUUCAAGAAAAUUAGUUAUAAAAAUCAGUAAGUAGCAUAGGCAAGAAACUUUAAAAAAUGGAAAGACUUAAUGAUCAGAUAAAAACUUAUAAGGAUAAAUCUCACAGUAAUGAUUAAGAAUAAAGAAGCCAAAGAAAAAGAUUAGCUUCAGUUGAGGUUCAAUAAAUGGAUGAAUAUCAUUUUAUAAAAGAAGAAAGCUGAAGAACUGCUUUAUGGUGUAUUCUAAAAGCAAGCAGUAUAAGAAGAACAUAGGCUAGUUCAAAUGAUGUUUGAAAUUAUUUAAAUUUGGAAGUAAAAGAUAGUAAAGUAAAACUAUAUGAUGUCAAUGCUUGCAACAAUAAUUCUAAAAACUGAGAGGUCUCAAACAGCUUAUGCUAUUAGAAAAUGGAGAGGUGUUUCUAGGCAUAUGAGUUCUUAAAUUCAUGGUCUAAAAAAUAUUUUUAAGCAUUCAGCAAAAUUAAAGUAAAAGGCAAUAUUGAGAAAUUUCAAAUCUUUAGCACAAGCAAAAUCUAGUAAAAUCUUAUCAGUGCAUACUAUUUCAAAAGUUGAGACUGAUGUUUUAAUAAGAUAAGUAAAUGAGUCCUUCUAAUAUAUAAAGACAUUCGUUUAUCAAAAGAAAAUCAGACAAUAAAAGCAGAAAGAGUCGAUGAAGCAACUGAUUAGAUAAUUGAAGUCAAUUAACUAUAAAUAGAUGCAAAGAUAUAUUAUCAGAUGGAAACUAAACACUAUAGAUUCAAAGAAAUAAAAAGAAAAGUAAAUAAUAAAGCAGUAAUUCUAGAAGAGGAUUCUUUCUAAUAUUAUUCAAAAAUAAAGAUCAAAUAAUCUUUAAGAUGCCUUCAACAGACUUAAAGAUUAUCACUAUUGCUAGAGAGCUAUUGAGCAAAACUAAUCAAAAAAGAUCUAGGCAACUUGUAUGAUCUAUGAUAAGCUGUAAAAUGUUCAGAAUCAUUUAUUGAACUAUUCAUUGGAACAGUUGACUUAACAUUCUUAAGAAAUUGAAUAGAAUGAAAAUGUUAAUAAAGCAAUCAGCAAGAUGUCAUCAGUUGCUAAAAUCUAUGGCUAUCUAGAUAAAUCGAGGAAAGAUAGAGAAUUUUUCUACAGAUGGAAGAAUUUUGCUCUCAGAACUUAAGCUUUUGAAUUUGGGUUUUAAGUUCUCAAUUAUCAAUAUCUUAAACACAUAAAAGGAAUGUUUGAUCAUCUGAAUAAAUAGAGUCAGGAAAUUUUGAUUUAAAAGACGCGAUAAAAGAUAGGCUUAAAUCUAGUUAAAAUGAUAACUUUCAAAAUAUACAAGGACUCUCUGCUAAAAGCAUUCACUUAAUGGAGUUUAAAUGUUUAGUUAACAAUAAAAGCUGAGAAGCUAAAGAGAAAUCUCCAAUAGCCACCAUUACCUCCUAGAAUUUAAUAAAACUAGGAGAAUAGUUGUAAGAAGAAGAAAUCAGAGCCUAUGAACUUAUUCCAAGCAACCUCUAGCUUUAGUCAAAUGCCAGUUAGACUUUUUAGUAAUCAUAGUAAAAGUAAUUCUGGCAAUAAUUCUGUUGCAAGUUAGAAGAACUUAAGAUACUCUUAAUAAGAUGAGGAAGAGGAGGAUUAGUAUUAUGACUAUGAGAAGCUAAAUUUAGAUACAAACGAUCAGCUAAAUAAUUCUUCAGAAUAAAUGAUACUUAUCAAGCCUAAAAUGAGCUUUGGUGGAAAUCUUGGAGGGCUUGGCGGAGGCAGAGAUAGCCUUUUCACUCAUAGAAGCACGAGUAAUGGCAGGAGAAAUAGAUACGAUAACUCCCUUGACUAGUGCGAUGACUUUAAAAUCGCUCCUCUUGGUUAAAAGAACGAAAUGCUAAAGAGCAACUUGUUUCAAUUUCUAUAAGAUGAAAAGAUUACAAAUCUUCAAAUUGAUGAGGAAAGCGCCAGUGUAUAUGGAAUGAAGUAAUCAUAUCAAAGUCUUAAAGUUACUGAGUCACCAAGUAAAAGCAAUUAAAUAAGGCAAGGUUCUACAAGCAAUAAUAAUGAAAAAAGACCAGUCUCUAGAAAUUUAAAGAGCAGUCUCACGUCUAAUCAUCUUAAUAAGUAUCUGUCGUAGAACUCAAAUUAAAAAAGUUAAAGCAAUCAAAAAGUAGCUAAAAAUAGUGUGACGAAGUCUGCUAAAAACAAUUAAACAAGAAAAUCUGUUGAAAAGCCAUAACUUUCAGGAGCCAAAGAUGAUAAAGCCAAAACCAGAAUCACUAAUAGUUAAAUGAAAAGAAACUAAAACUAAAACUAGGAAUAGCAUCAACCACAAAAGGAGUAGCCCCUUCUUAAUAGUAACAAAAGCUAAAAGCAUAUAAAAAGCCCGUAGUAAUCUCUUGAUCCUGUUCCAGAAGAAAAAUCGAGCCUUGCCAUGCAAUUACAGUAGAGAAAGGAUUAAAUAAAAGAGGCUCAAUUGCAGAAAAAGAGAUAGAGCACUAAUAAGCAGAACAACUUAUCUAACUUUUUAAACAUUAAUACCCGUUCGGCAUCAAGAACAACACAAGAUAAAAAGUAGCAGAAAGAAAAGUCAAAGGAAAAUAAUGAGAAAUUCAAAUUUUUCUUGAAACAGAAGCAGACAAAGUAGCAAUAGCAGAAUCAGUAAUAGUUAGAAAGAUAGAUGCAGCAAUAGAUACAAAUGUAGACUAUAAAUAGCAAUACACAAAUACCUGAUAGAAGUAUUUCCUCCAACCCAUUAAGUUACACGACUAGUAUGGAGUAAUUCAAUAUACUCAGUAAUCCCCAAAGCUAUAUGGGUUCAAACAAGAAUCUAUUUAUAGUUGGAGAGAAUCUUGAAAAGGGCUUGAGAAAGUUAGAGCUAUUUUACUAUAAAAAGAGUCUAUUGACUAUUGCUGAGUUUGCCUAUAGUCAAGAGUCAAAUGAAGCCUAUCAAAUAAAAAUCAUCAAUAAAGUGAGGCAUAAGAUUCAAAGAGUGAUAGAUAUUAAAGCAGGUCUGAGAGCUAAACCGGAAUAUCUGAAGUAAGAAGCAUUUUUAGUUUGGAAGAGACUCGAUUACUUAAUCAUGCUGGAGAGUCUUCACAUGUUCAAUAGCAAUAUCAGCUAGAUUUACACUAAUAAUAAUAGUGUAUUUGGAGGAACUGGGAAUGGUGGCUCUGCAAUAAUUAAUAAUAGAUAUGGUCCCAUUCAAAACUAGUAAUUAAAUCGUUGA
This is a messenger RNA of Stylonychia lemnae, 6528 nucleotides long. NCBI's taxonomy places the organism in Eukaryota, Ciliophora, Spirotrichea, Sporadotrichida, Oxytrichidae. The record is from the annotation of a GenBank genome assembly.